AUGCCAGAGGGUCCUGCUCAGUCCGAGCGCUCCGCGCUGCCCGAGGGUCCCACGCCAGAGCCCGAGGGUCCCACGCCAGAGCCCGAGGUCGCCCGUCUCCACCGCCACACGCCACGCGGCCGUCCUGGCAGUCCUGGCCCCUCGUCGCCGCUGCCGCUGGGAGUGCGGUCGGCCUCCAGUCCUGUGUCUCUGUCAGUCAGUCCAAACCUUCAGCAGUUCUUCAGUGAAUCUUCUUCAGUGUCUCUGAGCUGUGUUGAUGGAUGGACAGUGAGGAGGACCAGAGGAGGACUCACUGAGGACUGUGGGGCAGCUGCAGACUUUAAGAAGGUUAACAGUUCCUCAUGUCUUCUGGAUCUCUCUGUCUCCUCUGAUGGAAGUUACUUCUGUGUGAAUCCAUCUGGACAGCAGAGCGAUGGAGUCUCCUUCACUGUGUCAGAUAAAGGUGUGAUCCUGGAGAUCCCUGCACUUCCUGUGAGGACAGGAAGUGAUGUCACUCUGCGCUGUAAACCCAAAGAUGGUUCUAGACCAAAAUCUUAUUUCUUCAGAGAUGGUGGUGAACUUGGACCUGGACCUGAAGGAGAGUGGAUUCUGUCUAACGUUCAGAAGUCUGAUGAAGGUCUCUACAAGUGUUCUACUGAUAUUCAUCCAUCAUCUCCUCAGAGCAGACUGAGGGUCAGAGACUCCUCCUCCUCCUCCAGCUCCUCCCUGCCUCUUUAUCUCCUGGUCCUCCCUGUAGUCCUGCUCCUGGUCCUGGUCCUGGUCCUGGUUGGAGGUGUGGGUCUGUGGAGGAAACAGAGAGGAACCAGAACUUCACCUCCUCCUCUGGAUGUGACCUAUGCUGAUGUCAACAUCACACAGAAGGACAAAAGGAGAGCUAAGCUGAAAAAACAUCCUGCAGAUACAGAUACAGUCUACUCUGGUGUGAGGACACACACUGCAGGUCCUGCUGACAUCACCUAUGGUCAGAUUGUCAUCAGGGCUCAGAGACCUGCUCGUAUGGAAAAUGAACUUCCACCUGAUCCAGAUGUUGUGUAUUCAUCAGUGAGAGCAGGAACAUGAGGACAGUCCUUGGAAGACCUUCGCUUCUUUCAUUUAGUGUUUAUCUCCUUAAUAAAAAAAAUGCUUUUGUUAAGUUUUUUCUAUUUGACCAUCGUGUUCAGCUUCUCUACUAAUACUGUGUCUAACUACUUUGACAUCACUGCAAAAUACUGAAAAAGGUUCAAAAUAUAUUAACUCAAAAGAAAGUG
Messenger RNA from Archocentrus centrarchus (flier cichlid), 1247 nucleotides. RefSeq lists its product as uncharacterized. Lineage: Eukaryota; Metazoa; Chordata; Actinopteri; Cichliformes; Cichlidae. The record is from RefSeq and is a predicted model, not a curated record. Gene Ontology annotation, molecular function: transmembrane signaling receptor activity. The coding region runs from base 1 to 1059 and encodes 352 amino acids. Gene Ontology annotation, cellular component: external side of plasma membrane. Gene Ontology annotation, biological process: cell surface receptor signaling pathway; immune response. The transcript is spliced from 9 exons.